CAGUUGUGGACACGGAGCUGCGGCGGACACACGGACAGACCGAGCGCGAGGCGAACAGACACGCGACGUUAUACAGAGAGCGCCCGACCCGACCCGACCCGACUCGGGACCCGAUCAGCCGGCGCGGAUCACACACAGCGGUUCGGUGGAGGAACUGCCCCUCGGCUCGGUGACUGGAUACCGGAGUGAUUGGAGAGGCUGCUGGUAACCGGACGAAAGGAGACAGGUAGCCGUCAGGUGUUUUCAGAGGUUCACAAAGACUCGUGAGCCGAGAGAUCCGUCAAAGCCGCUCAGCAUGGUUGGCCUCACUUGGAGGUCGUGUCUGCUGCUCAUCAAUGUGUCGCUGUUGGCCGUGAGUGCCUGGAUGCCGGCACCCCAGUCUUUCACAUUCAACGACUUGAGCAUCGGGCACGAGAACCUGAUCCAGAAGAUUUUCACGGAGGUGUUUUUCUCGGUGCCGGGCACGGAGAAGAAGGUGCUGCUGCAGGCGGCCAAGGCGUCCGAGGUGCAGCCCACCGCCGCCCACAGCAACAACGUCUCAGAGAUUUUGAGCUCGCUCCCGCCUCAGAAGGUGUCGGAGGAGAGCGCCCAGGGCGUGGUGCAGGCCCUGCCCGUCGACCACGUCUCCACCGAGGAUCUCCUCUGGAACGUCUACAACAAGGAGAUUGAACGGUUCGUCUCCGAGAUGGGCGCCAGGUCGGGCAGAUCGGACACCGGCUACCCCAAGGUCAGCCAAGGCCACCUGAAGCUCAUGCUGGAGAAUGUGUUCAAGCUGCCCCGCUCCGACGACCGGGACGCAGAGCUGAAAAGUGCAAUUCGGAUGUACAUCACGCGGAAGAUGUACUCGUACAACAUGCUGUCCGUCAACCACGUCUUCCAGUUCGCGCCGACUGACCUGGAGGCGCUGGCAGAGAAGCUGGAUGCCAAGGAUAACCUGGACGCGGCGUUGGAGGUGCAGGCCCAGGGACCGGAGGAGCCCAUCGGCGUAAAUGUGGUGGGCGUGCUGCCCGGCCGGCGCUGGGGCACUCCCGACGACAAGCUGCUCAUCGUCGGAGCGCACUACGACACCGUACCGGAUACGCCCGGUCUGGACGAUAACGGCUCGGGCGUGGUGGCGCUGCUGGAGGCGGCGCGCGCCCUCUCCGAGGGCGGCUGUCGCCCCGAGUUCAGCGUGCUCUUCGUGGCCUUCGACCUGGAGGAGCAGGGCGGCGCCGGCUCGCUGGCCUUUAUCCACCACGUGCUGUACACGGAGGUCCUGGAGCCGGCCGGCUGGCCCGCCGUCCAGGGCGCCUUCAUCUUGGACACAGUGAUGAACUACAACACCACGCCCAGCGCCCAGUCCGUGCCCAUUGCCUGGAUGGAGCAGCUGAGGGGGACUGUGGACCGGAUUGACCGGCGCGGCGGGCGCGGCGACUUCCUGGCCGCCAUCUACCGACGGCCGGUGGAGGAGCAGCUGGUGGACGCCUUCAGCGCCCACUACAGCACGCUCAGGGACUCGUACAAGUUCUCCAUGGAGCGGUUCGACGUCGACCUGCCGGCCAAAAAGCCGAGCGACGACGUCCUGUUCGAGCACAUGGACCUGAUGCGCUCCGACCACAGCCGAUUCUGGUACGUGAGCCGCGGCUCCAAGAACCAGACAGAGGCGCCGGAGACGAUCCCCGCCGUGCUGCUGACCGACACGGGCCCGUACCGCGGCGCCAUGGCCGCCUGCUACCACUCGCCCUGUGACGACGUGCCGCAGCUGCUGCAGGCCGGCCCCGAGAACCUGCCCUUCCUGGCGCACACCACGCAGGCGCUGGUCAACACCCUGGUCGACCUCAGUGGCGCCACCUGCAGCGGCCGGCCGCUCACCGAGCCGCCGCCGCCGCUGCCAUCUGUCGGCAAAAAGGCGAAAUGAGAUGCAUAUCCUGACUGAGGGUUUGGGAGAUUGACUCGGACGGUUGGCUGUUGGCUUCGUGAUUGGUCGUUGACUGGGGGAGGAGAGGGACAGGGAGACGUGGAAAACUGCGUCAUCUCCGUUAUGUAUUUUUAUAUUUGUGGUUUGUUGAAUAUUGCAUAUAGUUGAUCCAUGGCACAGACGGGAUGUGGAGAUUCCGGCUGCGCUUACCCAUGCAAUGCGUGAGAACGGCGUAGUGGAGCCACAUGACUUGGGCCAAACUUCCCCAGGUCCAGACUCCAGGCCUUUCUUUCCCAGCCGCCUUUCCCAGCGAAGUUGGCUGGUGAAUUAUUUAGCUGCGCAGUGGCCAAUAUAUUUAGCUGGGGAGGACAUCCGCCUCUUCAGCUGGUUUAAAAGGUCAUGACCUUUCAAAUCAUGUUACGGCUAUGUUACGGACAUGAAUGUCCGUAACAUACCACCGACAAUGACUAGCCUCAAUAUAAAAGUUACCAGAUAUUACGUGAUUAUGGUAAGGAUACAAUCACCAGGGUAUUUUGGAAUGAAGCGAAUAUGACACGUACAAUGAUAAUCACUCAUCACCGAAUUAUCAUUAAUCUGACCGAUUAGAUAUGCCCCAAAUACCGUGACCUUUCCUAUUCAUUGAAAGAUGCAAUCUCCGUUGUGUUUUACCUUAUUUUAACGAUCAAAGGCUCAAUCAACCGUAGACCUUGCAAUUUUUUUAUCUAAGCACCUUUUGCAUCGUCUGGUGAACGGGUAAUUAAAAGACACACAAAUGAAUUAGUUCUGAAAGCGACGCACAAACUUCUAAGAGCCAGCGUGAAAUUUAGUUAUGUUUCACUGAAAAUGCAUGAUGGAGAAGUAUAUGAACUCAGUAUAAUUUUGACUUAUGGCACAGUAUUGUAAGGGAGCGAACAAGGUCGCACUAUUUACAUUUGCCUAAUAAUUUUGUUUUCCAACAAACACUAACUCAACUAGGUACUGAAUACGUGGCAUGUUGUUUAGGUCAUGACUAAUUACUCAAGGAUACAAGUGUUGUAUGCCUGUAUUGAUGCAAAUUAUGUGUAUGCCGAUACCUACGCUUUAUAUGCCUUUAUUGAUGCAGAGGGGUGUAGCACGUAUGUACGUACAUUAGGUCAUGAAUACACCUUUCUGCAGUGAUAGGUACAGUUUAUGGUACCGAAUAUGGAUACUGUUAAGCCGGUGUUGAGCUAUGUGACCCCAGUUGCUGUCAGCGGUGUUAAUUGGCUGGUUGAAAUGUUCCACAUACAUAUAUCGGUACUGUGUUUGACCUAGCUCCCGGUUCUCACUGCUGCCAAGCAGUUGAUAACGUCCGAAGACUGUUACCACGUGUUGCAGGUGCUAUAGUCCGACGGGUAUAUAGGGCCUUGGUCCGACGUUUGUUUGGAGCUAAGGAUGAGUGCUCGCUCGGGCCACUGCCGAAAUGAAAUACAGCUAUUUUAACCACCGAA
Messenger RNA from Amphibalanus amphitrite, 3366 nucleotides. RefSeq lists its product as uncharacterized. Gene Ontology annotation, molecular function: metalloexopeptidase activity. Gene Ontology annotation, biological process: proteolysis. The transcript is spliced from 10 exons. Bases 296 to 1897 code for a protein of 533 amino acids. NCBI's taxonomy places the organism in Eukaryota, Metazoa, Arthropoda, Thecostraca, Balanomorpha, Balanidae. The record is from RefSeq and is a predicted model, not a curated record.